GAAUGAUUGAUACCAUUCAUCCAUAUACUCCAGCUGCAGCUCAACGCAAGAAUGAACAAAGUGAUGAAAAUUGUUGUCCUGGCUCUAACUGCUUUGGUUGUUGCUACGGCAGCAACCAAGUCCAUCACUGGACGCUCCAGUCGCUGGGACGAGAUGAUCCUAGACCAUAGGACCCAACACAAGAAACAAGCUGGGCAACAAUGGCAGACCAUUGAUGAACCUUGUGAUCUUGGUGAUGUGACGCAGUUUGACGAGCUUAAAAGACGUAAUUCUGACCUUCUAGCUCCAGUGGGAGAUCAGGGAAGCUGUGGCAGCAGUUGGGCAUUUGCAGCAGCUCAUGCAGUGUCUGAUUCAAGGAACAUAGAAGCUGGUGAACAAUUGGACCUGCUCUCCGCUCAAUACACCACUCGUUGUGCAACAGACAAUAGUGGAUACGGUUGCUCCGGAGAUAAAGCUUCGAGCGCUCUAAAACACUAUCGUGACACCGGGGUGGCUACAGAUGUUUGUUUGCCGUAUGAUCCAUUAAGCUCUACACCAUCGAUAGGAAUAAACCAAGCAGAAUAUCCCCUAACCUGUUUUUCAACUUGUGCAGAUGGAUUAACUUUUAGUCCAAGCUCAAUAAAAAUUCCCGAAUACGAAGUCCUAUCUACUUACACUGAUGAAACCAUAAUAAAUGCUCUUAACCAAGAGCAGGUUGUGAUAGCUUCGAUUUGGGUGAACGAGGAUUUCAAACAAUACGGGUGCGGUGUCUUGACAACUACAGCACCAGCUUCGAUUGCAAAGUUUAUUCAUAUUCAUGAUGUUACAAUUGUGGACUACGGGAGCACCGAUACUGGAGUCGAUUUUUGGGUGAUUAAGAAUAGCUAUGGAAGCGACUAUGGAGAGAGUGGGUACUUCAGAGUUAGGAGAGGAAAAGAAGACCUCGGACUUGGACUCUAUCCCAUAGCCAUUCCAAUACUUUCCCCAGAUUCGUCGGUACCAUCGCCGAAUCCCACUGCAGAGACACAAGAAGCAAAUGCAUUAGUGGAUGUUACCGACCCAUAUAGUGAUGUCACAACAAUGAGUGCAGUCGACUUCGCACUACAAGGUCUUGUUGAGGAUGAGCAAGUCAAGUGCCCCAAUGGAGAAGCAGCUACUGGUCUAAGCUUGCUCUCUUUUGACAGUGCAGGUGUCCAAGUGGUGGCUGGUACAAUGGUGGAGUUGAUUGUACGCACGAGUGUCGAAGAAUGUGAAGCGACUGUAACACAGCAUCUAAGUUUGAGAGUGUUUAUCGAUCUUGACGGAAUGUUCACCCUCACUGACUACGUUCUAGGCACCGCUAUUACAGAGCCUUUGGAAAACGAGCUUCAUGAUGAAGAUCAGCCUCAAGAUUAACAAUUAAAAGCAAGAACUAAUGUAUAAGAAACUUUAAGCCAAAGCUGAAGUAGCUAUAUAGCUGUAGUUUUAUAGAGAACCAAAAAAAAACAAUGUUUCCCCACGUAGGAUAUAGACUAGUAUGCAUAUUUUUAUAGUUGUGGCCCUCAGGCUUUUAGCUUUGAUGUGACCUCUAUAAUGUGUACAUGCAUGUAUAUGCAUAAUCAUUAUAUAUCAUUCCAUUAUAAGCAUG
Molecule: messenger RNA, 1606 nt
Organism: Halichondria panicea
Lineage: Eukaryota; Metazoa; Porifera; Demospongiae; Suberitida; Halichondriidae
Product: gut-specific cysteine proteinase-like
Exons: 1
Coding region: 52-1374 (440 amino acids)
Cellular component (GO): lysosome
Molecular function (GO): cysteine-type endopeptidase activity
Source: RefSeq, a predicted model, not a curated record